AACCGAUUCUUACUCAUACCUCCCAAAACCCCUUGAAGUCCUCACACUGACAGUCGCCGAUCCUAAAACCCCAAAAGCAAUGGCCUCCUUCGCCGCCAGGUCGAUGCUCCGCUCCGCCGCCGCCAGAACCACCCUGGGUUCUCGGGUCGCCUCCGCAGCCCGGCCCAAACCCGCCGCCGCAGCAUUCGGCAUCCCCAAGCAAAGCAAAAAUCCCAUCUCUCACUCCAUUUUCAGGUCGCCUGUGGAGCUGAGCUGCUGCGUGGAGACGUUGCUGCCCUGCCACACAGCCACAGCCUCUGCAUUGCUCACUUCCAUGCUCUCCGUUUCGCAACGCUCUUGCGGUCGGACCCCUGAAGGACAAGACAAGACUAGAUGAGGAUCAAGCAUCAAAUAGGGAGUGAUUUGGAUAUGUUUUUCAACUUUUUAGUGUUUAUUGGUAACUUCUCCAGUAAACUAGAUGACAAGACCCUUAACUUAAAAAUAAUCUGGACAUUCGAGGGGUUGAACUCUAUGUUUGAUAAACAAUACAAUUUUAAGAAUUUGUUUUCUGUAUCGCGUGUAUCAGUUGUUUGUUUUCUGUUAUUUAUUUGGUUGACAUAGUCGUGUUUACAUUCCUGAUAUAUUUAAACUUCUUACUUCUUAGCUACAAGUGAAGUAGUAGACAUUGCCGUGCAGAGGUUUGAACUCAUUUACUAAGUAAAUUUCAAAUGUGUCUAUUGUAGCUGUAAUUCAUUAAUAUAAAUUGAGCUAUUUUCUGUUUAUAUGAAGAAUGACUUUGAAUGGAAUUGCAGAAGGGCAGUCUAUAUGGAAUUCUAGCUGACCAGUGUUGUAGUCUUUGUUAUUCAUGUCAGUGUAAUCAUAUAGAGGUAGUAAUAAUAAUAACAACAAUAGCAAUACUAAUUUGUUGUAUU
Messenger RNA from Argentina anserina (silverweed cinquefoil), 911 nucleotides. Its product is annotated as protein NUCLEAR FUSION DEFECTIVE 6, mitochondrial-like. Lineage: Eukaryota; Viridiplantae; Streptophyta; Magnoliopsida; Rosales; Rosaceae. The coding region runs from base 80 to 376 and encodes 98 amino acids. The record is from RefSeq and is a predicted model, not a curated record. Gene Ontology annotation, cellular component: mitochondrion. The transcript is spliced from 3 exons.